Messenger RNA from Sorex fumeus (smoky shrew), 678 nucleotides. RefSeq names its product NKG2-A/NKG2-B type II integral membrane protein-like. Gene Ontology annotation, biological process: positive regulation of natural killer cell mediated cytotoxicity; stimulatory C-type lectin receptor signaling pathway. NCBI's taxonomy places the organism in Eukaryota, Metazoa, Chordata, Mammalia, Eulipotyphla, Soricidae. The record is from RefSeq and is a predicted model, not a curated record. The transcript is spliced from 7 exons. Bases 1 to 678 code for a protein of 225 amino acids.
AUGAGUAACGAAAAAACAACGUAUGCAGAGCUAAAUUUGACUAAAAAGUCAAAAAGGCAACAAAAAAACCCUAAAGGUACUAAAGGCUUCACUUCAGAAACAGAGCAAGAAAUAUGCUAUGCAGAAUUAAAUCUUCGAAAUGCUACUCAGUCUCUGCAGGGAAAUGACAAGAACUACUGCUGCAAAGGAUUAUUGUCACCUCCAGAGAAGCUCAUUGCUGGAGUUCUGGGAAUCAUUUGCUUUGUCUUGAUGUGCCUUGUGUUACAAAUGCUUAUUACUCAUUCUACCCAGAAUCUAAGGCAGAAUAAUUCUUCCACAAUUAAUGAAACAAGGAACCAGAAGGCUCAAGGUAACUCUCUGGUGUCUCAUUGUGCUCAUUGUCCUCCUGAGGGAUUUACAUAUUCCAACAAUUGCUAUUAUACAACGGAUGAAAAAAUGACAUGGAAUGAGAGUGUGAAGGCCUGUGCUUCUCACCAGUCUAACCUGCUUUAUAUAGAGAGCGAAGAAGAAAUGAAAUUUUUGGAGAUCAUAUUACCUCCGAUUUGGGUUGACAUAUUUCGUGACAGAAUACACCAUCCAUGGAAGUCAAUAAAUGGUUCAACUUUCAAGCAACUGAUUAAAGAAACUUCAGAUGAAAAACAUAACUGUGUUGUAUUACUCUCACCUAACCUCCGAUAA